AUCCACUCCCCGCGACCAAGCGCGGGGCGCGUCUUCGCAAAAGGGCAGUUUGGUAAUUUUCACGUCGAUAGGGAAGCUGCAAAAAGUGCAGCCAGAGUUCUAUAGAUUCAACGCGAAGAGCUCCAGUGCAGUGCGUAGCCGGAGGGAAAGAGAUGGAAGAAGAUGCGCAGAAUAUGGAAACCACAAUAUCGUGCGCCAUGCGCGCACGCAUCAGAGAUUUCAAGGACCAGGCCCAUUAUUUGACUCUUAGAAGGGUUAGAAGGUCAUUAGAAAAGGACAUGGGAUUGAAGAAAUUUACACUGGAUGCCCAUAAGAGUUUCAUCAAGCAAUGCUUGCAUGAGGAGCUCAUAUCAGGAGCUUGUCGACUUUUGGAGGGUGUUGAGGAACAGCCGGUCAGACUAAAAAAGCAAGCUGUGAAAAAAGUAGCAGCAAGGAAUACUAAAGGAUGGAAAAAGCGCAAAAGAUCUACACAAGAAAGAAAGCCAUGUAGCAAUCAGAAGAACAAACCAGUGAAGUUGGCAAUAGAGAAAGGCAGCAAUACUGAUGAAGGUGGAAAUUCCUUUGAAGAAGGCAAAUCUCAAUCAUCUGCUGAAGAACCUGUCAAGAAGAAAAGAGAAACUUCCACUCAGGUUUAUGGAAAACGUGUAGAACACCUAAAGUCAAUAAUUAAAGCCUGCGGUAUGAGUAUCCCUCCAUCAGUUUACAAGAGGGCCAAGCAGGCUCCUAAGAAUAAACGUGAGGCGCGUUUGAUAAAGGAGUUGGAGGAGAUUCUUGGAAAGGAGGGGUUGUCUUCAAAUCCUUUUGAAAAAGAAAUCAAAGAGGCCAAGAAGCGAAAGGAAAGAGGAAAAGAGCUAGCGGACAUUGACAUGAGUAACAUUGUCUCAAGUUCUCGCCGAAGGUCCACAUCCAAUUUCAUUAUUCCUCCCCCAAAGCCCAGGCUGGCGGCGGAAAAAAAUGAUGGUGGUGGUGGUGAUGAGGAGGAAGAUACUGAUGAUGAGGAGAGUGAAAGCGAAGGCGCGAGUGAAGACAUCAAAGAUGUCAAAGAGCAGAAGAAAAGAGCAAAGCUGGGCAUUGACAUGAGUAACAUUGUCUCAAGUUCUCACCGAAAGUCCACAUCCAAUUUCAUUAUUCCUCCCCCAAAGUCCAGGUUGGCAAUUGAAAAAAAUGAUGGUGUUGGUGGUGGUGAUGAUGAUGAUGAUGACGAUGAGGAAGAUACUGAUGAUGAAGAGAGUGAAAGCGAAGGCGCGUGUGAAGAAAUCAAAGAGACCAAGAAGCGAAAGGAAAGAGGAAAAGAGCUAGCGGACAUUGACAUGAGUAACAUUGUCUCAAGUUCUCACCGAAGGUCCACAUCCAAUUUCAUUAUUCCUCCCCCAAAGCCCAGGUUGGCAGUGGAAAAAAAUGAUGGUGGUGGUGGUAGUGGUGAUGAGGAGGAAGAUACUAAUGAUGAAGAAAGUGAAAGCGAAGGUGCGAGUGAAGAAAUCAAAGAUGUCAAAAAGCAGAAGAAAAGAGAAAAGCUGGGCAUUGACAUGAGUAACAUUGUCUCAAGUUCUCACCGAAAGUCCACAUCCAAUUUCAUUACUCCUCCCCCAAAGUCCAGGUUGGCAAUUGAAAAAAAUGAUGGUGUUGGUGGUGGUGGUGGUGGUGAUGACGACGACGACGAGGAAUAUACUGAUGAUGAAGAGAGUGAAAGCAAAGGCGCGUGUGAAGGAAUUUUGUUGCAUGUAGGAGCUUCUUCGACUUCUGCCCAAGGUAGCAACACAAGGAAGCAAGUUGAAUUCAAUCAAGUUGGGCAGCCGGUUGGAGAAAACGCAGCUUCAUUCUCCACAUUUUUAGGGCAACUGACCAGGACAUACUGUCCAAUUAGAUACGUUGAUUGGCGCAGUAUACCUGCUGCAGUUAAGGAUAAUAUAUGGUCUAUGAUUAGGGAUACGUAUGAGAUCGAUGUGAAGUACAGAUCGAAGGUCCUUCAGAAAGUAAACAAAUCGUUGAGGAAUUGGAAGUGGGAAUUGAGAAAACAUUAUGAUAGGUUUGAUCAAGAUGCCGAGAGAAAAAGAAAUUGUCCUAAAGGUGUGAAGCAAGAAGAGUGGGACAGUUUCGUUGAUGUAGAGUCUAUGGAACAGUCAAUCAGUCGUCGUGAAAAUGGAAAGGCUUCCAGAAAAGAGAUGAAACGCCCUCACACGACUGGUAGACGAGGAGCUGCUAGGACGGCAGAGAAAAUGCAAAAGGAAAAUCCAAAUACUAUCAUCACCAGAACAGACUUGUAUGUGGCCACCCAUACUAGAUCCGAUGGGUCUUACCCUACACAAGAGCUGAGCACCACAAUGGAAAAAAUAAAAUCAAUAAUUGCUAGUGACCCUGCCAGUACACAAAGGGAUUUAGACCAUGACCCGGUUGCACAGGUUUGUGGUCGUGAUAGCAGGGGAAUUAUUAGGGGCAUGGGUGAGGGUAUUUCUAAGACCACUAUUAUGGCUUCCAUUCCCUACAUGGAAGAAGCUCAAACUGAGAGGAGAGCACGUAUGUCCGUUGAGUCCAGAAUGGAAGCAGCAAUGGCCGAAAUGCUAAAGAGGUUGGAUGAGGAAAAGGCAUUUCGUAUGAGUGUGGAGCAACAGUUGGCUGACAUUAGGCAGCAGAUUGCUCGUCAAGGUCAACAAGCAGACUGCUCCCCGACACAAUCGCAUCUCAGGCCUACCAUCGAUCCGGUGAUGCCUGGAGUCUUUAAGAAGACUCGGUCCCAAUUCCACAAACAAAAGAAAUUUGCCAUUUGACAGAUAUUCGUGGUCGGGUUGUUGCUAGUGGGUGAUUGAUGAGAGACAAUAUGGGCAUCUCUCCAGAGCAUAUCAGGGUCGUAAUAGAUGGUAUCGAGAUUCCCACUUGGGAGUUGUUUGGUGAUGACAAAACAUUUGGAGAUGUGAUGCUGGGUGAAAUUCUUGGUUGGCCCUAAAGUGUUGACGGAAACUUGAUUGUUCAGUUGUUUUGUUAUUAUUAUUUUUUAAACUUCUAGACCAGGCUAUAGGAUUAAGGAUCGUUAGAUUAUGAAGUUGUGUUUUCUAAUUGCAGGUGGUGCCUCUUUGUUUCAUUUAAUCUUUAGCAUCGUUUUUUCCAUUGAUUGCGGAUUGUUUGUGUAUUUCUUAAUCAAAUAUUUGCAUGCCAGUAAUCUACACAGGUUUCUGGUGUAAUUUGGUUCGAGUUUUCCUCCGAUUGUGUGUAAAAUGUUUUGAUUUGAAUAUCAAAAGAACCAUGUAGUUACUUGAUCUCAA
Molecule: messenger RNA, 3257 nt
Organism: Magnolia sinica
Lineage: Eukaryota; Viridiplantae; Streptophyta; Magnoliopsida; Magnoliales; Magnoliaceae
Exons: 15
Coding region: 153-2765 (870 amino acids)
Cellular component (GO): nucleus
Source: RefSeq, a predicted model, not a curated record